CACCAACGUGUUUCUUCUGUUAUUGAUUCCGGUUCUGGCUUGUCCGUUGGAAAAGCCCCUAAACUGGUGAUAAGUUUUGGUGGAUCCUACGGGACUACAGGGGCUCCGCCAUCGCUGCCCUCAAUCCCACGCACCCAGCUUAAGUAUAGGGGUCACCGAAAAGCCGGUAGCAUUACUGGCAGUAGCGCCGCCUCAAGCAGUAGCAGCAGUAGUACUGUUAGUAGUUCCAGCGAGACUGAGGGUGAAAGCAUGCGCGAUGAGGAUCACGAGGUCCGCAAGUCACAUACAGGUUGGUUCACUUAUUUCAAGUUGUUUAUAUCCUUAUAG
Messenger RNA from Protopolystoma xenopodis, 327 nucleotides. Lineage: Eukaryota; Metazoa; Platyhelminthes; Monogenea; Polystomatidea; Polystomatidae. The record is from the annotation of a GenBank genome assembly.